Messenger RNA from Salvelinus fontinalis (brook trout), 3460 nucleotides. Its product is annotated as probable ATP-dependent DNA helicase HFM1. Lineage: Eukaryota; Metazoa; Chordata; Actinopteri; Salmoniformes; Salmonidae. Gene Ontology annotation, molecular function: nucleic acid binding; ATP binding. The transcript is spliced from 29 exons. Bases 587 to 3355 code for a protein of 922 amino acids. The record is from RefSeq and is a predicted model, not a curated record.
GGCCGGCAGUGGAGAAGAUGGAGCGAGAUGGAUUUUGGCCGACAUUCUGCACAUUUUCUCAUCGAUGAAACAUUUUAUCAACUAGAAUAUGUUAUGAACAUGGUGGAUUAAGUUUUUUUUAAAUCGCGCUGUUUAUAAGGGGUGCAAAGGCGAGGUGAAUUAUUGCACACGCGCACUUGACAGAGGAAGCAUCCCUAACGGAAAUAUGCAGAUUAGCUAGAACGCUCCAAUAGGAUCUCGCUAGCUCGUGCUUGGCUCUGCCCACCUCUUUUCAUGUUCUGCCCACAAUUACUCAUUAGUUCCCGUUGGAAACGACAGGCUGUGGUCUAUCUUGGUUUAGUUAUUGAAAUAUGUGCUAUCUCCCUCGAGCAAAUAGCGGGUAUCGUCAGCGUCUAGGCUCGAGACUAGUUAGCUAUAGUAGUACACCCACCGAAACAGUUGCUGCAAACCUAGGCAGUACCUAUAAAGACUUUCCUGUUGUGGCAACAUUGUCCAUCUCCUUGGUGCCCUGAAAUGCCUGUCGGUGUCUGCUGCAUACAGCGCGUUCGGAAAAUGACUGUUGCAUAGGCCUACAUGAUCUAACGAGAUGUUGGACUCAGAAGACUGCACUUUGUCCCUGGAUAACCUGUUCUUUGAGAGGCCAGUUGUCCACAAAGUAAAGCCACUUUGUCAAGAGCAGAGUUCUUGGCAGUUGGAACCCCCUUUGUCCCUCUCCCAGAUCCCAGCCACUCAGGACAUCCAGAAAGAGGCAGAGGGUCUUUCAUCAUUAAGUUUCUCUCAGAAGUCCAGCAAAUUUCUUCCCCCUUUGAAAAGAGCGGUUGACGGUGAUGGUUUCACUCCCAAGAAUAACAAAUUAAAUCAGAAUACCAGUGAUGGAAGAAAAGAACCUGAGGCACAGGGCGGGUGUGCCCUUUGGGCUCGGGAAGACUUCAUGAAUAAAUCCCAGGAUACCACAAAGGUUAGAGGUCGAACUAAAACCCCACAGGAGUCUGGUCAUGCACUGGAGCAGAAACAUUUCCCUCUGGAGUUCAGCCAAAGCCCACCUCUACGGAGAAGUUUGUUCAAACCUCCCAGUGGUCAGGUGUUGAACAGCAGCGCAAACUCAAACAGAGGCCUCAACCAGGCAAGACCCGGAGUGCAGCAAACCUUCAACCAUGUUUCUAUGGCGACAGAGCCUCGGCUGGCAAAGCAGUCGGCAGCAGGCCCCGGCUCCCUCACCGGUCUGUGCCCGCCUACAGCCCGGGGACCACCACAGAAGACACAGGACAAGGGCACCAAGAGGGCUCAUGUUCUCCCCAUGACACCCCAACCCCUUCACAUACAAAGUACUUCUGGGCCUGGGAUACUCCGACCAAUCUCUGAAAUCCCUGCUAAAUUUAGAUCGGUCUUCAAAGAGUUCCCUUACUUCAACUACGUUCAAUCAAAUGCCCUAGAUGACGUUCUAUACACAGGUAAGAACUUUGUGGCUUGUGCUCCUACGGGCUCUGGUAAGACUGUGCUUUUUGAGUUGGCCAUCAUCCGCCUACUGAUGGAGACCACAGAGCCCUGGAGAAACGUCAAAGCUGUGUACAUGGCCCCCAUCAAAGCUCUAUGCAGCCAGCGCUUUGAGGACUGGAAGAAGAAAUUCGGGCCUCUGGGCCUGAGCUGCAAGGAGCUGACCGGAGACACAGAGAUCGACGACUUCUUUGAGAUUCAAGACGCCAAUAUCAUCAUGACCACACCUGAAAAAUGGGACAGCAUGACGAGGAAGUGGAGGGAUAACUGCCUGCUGCAGUUGGUCCGGCUUUUCCUUAUUGACGAGAUUGUGAUCUAUAGAGGGCUUGCAGAUGCGACCCAGAAAACGGAGGCAGUGGGAGAACCUAUUCAAAUAGCAGACUGGCUGUGUGACGACAGAGACCCUGCUACUUGUCUGGAGAUGGAUGAGAGUCACAGACCGGUGAAACUAAGGAAAGUAGUGCUGGGUUUCCCCUGCAGCAGCAACCAGACUGAGUUCAAGUUCGACCUGUCACUCAACUACAAGAUGGCCAACAUCAUCCAGACCUACUCGGACCAGAAACCAACACUUGUUUUUUGUUCAACAAGGAAAGGAGUCCAGCAGUCGGCCACUGUUCUGGCCAAGGAUGCCAGGUUCAUCAUGAGUAUUGAGCACAAACAAAGGUUGGUGAAUUAUGCAAACUCUCUCCUGGACUCAAAACUCAGAGACUUGGUGUUGUUUGGGGUUGGUUUCCACCACGCCGGAGUUGAUGUGUCAGACAGGAAGCGGAUCGAGGAGGCCUUCAACAUGGGAGACCUGCCUGUGCUGUUUACAACUAGUACUCUGGCGAUGGGGGUGAACCUGCCAGCCCACCUGGUGGUAAUCAAGUCCACCAUGCACUACAUCGGGGGCGCCUGUGAGGAGUACAGCGAGGCCGACAUGCUGCAGAUGAUUGGCCGAGCAGGCCGGCCACAGUUUGAUACAUCAGCGACCGCAGUGAUCAUGACCAAGACUCAAACCAAAGACAAGUACAUGCAGUUCAUGAAUGGAGCGGAAAUCAUCGAAAGCAGCUUGCAUACCCACCUGGUGGAGCACCUGAACGCUGAGAUUGUCCUCCACACCAUCUCAGACGUCAACAUGGCCCUGGACUGGAUCCGCUCCAGCUUCCUCUACAUCCGAGCUCUGAAGAACCCCAGACACUAUGGCUUUUCCACUGACUUGGACCGGUGUGGAAUCGAAGCCAAAUUGCAAGAGCUCUGUCUGAAGAACUUGCAUUCCCUGGCCUCCAUUGGUCUGAUCUCCAUGGAUGAGGAUGUUAACAUCAAAGCUACAGAGGCAGGCAGGCUGAUGGCAAGGUACUGUGUUGCGUUUGACACCAUGAAGCAGUUCAGCAAGGUGACUGGCACUGAGACCUUACCUGAGCUGAUAGAAUUGAUGGUGAAGGGCAGAGAGUUCACUGACGUGCAGCUGAGAGUGAACGAGAAGAGAACCCUGAACACGUUGAACAAGGACAAGAACAGGAUCACUAUCAGGUAUCCCAUGGAGGGAAAGAUCAAAAACAAAGAGAUGAAGGUGAACUGUUUGAUUCAAGCCCAGUUUGGCUCUAUUCCAAUCCAAGAGUUUGGACUUGCACAGGACACAGGGAGAAUCUUCAGAAAUGGAGUCCGAAUCAGCAGGUGCUUGGCAGAGUUCCUAAACCAGCGCUCCAAGAAAGGCUUCUCUGCUCUACUCAACUCCCUGAUACUGGCCAAGUGCUUCAGGGCCAAGCUGUGGGAGGACUCUCCUUACGUCUCAAAGCAGCUGGAGAAAAUAGAUUGUCAACAGACAUCCUCCGUUUGGAAACCAAAUCAGAGACGCUGUCAUCAAUCUACCCAAGUAUGAAGUUAGUUUGGAGCAGCUUCCAAGAUACAACAUCGCCACCGCAGAGAUUGCCGUGACCGUGAAUGUGAAAAACCACGAACAGCUACUGUCAAAGAGAACCACUCA